AUUAUUAUUAUAUAUUAUUAUAAAUGAUAAUCACUGAUCAGAUAAAUUUUGGGAGAUAGUUAUGUGCAUACGUCAGAAAAUCACACAAUUGUGCAAAAAUAGAUAAAAGUGUUGAAAGUAGAAAAUUAUGGCAUUUUUAAACAGUAUCAGUUUAUCAAUAAGUUUAUGCACUCUGUUAUUUUAUACAACUAUAGCUUUUAAUAAAUAUUCCAUAGAGGCAAAUAAACCAAAAUAUGAAGAUCCUUUACAAUUCCCAACCUCUCUUCGUGAGUUAGAUAAACCAUUUCGCAUGGCAAAGUUGAAUAUAUUAUGGAUAAAAGCAAAAAAUCGUUUGACAGAUACAAAAUUGCAAUCAAUAUUUAGUGAUCUGAAAAUCCAUGAUAAAGAAGAAAUUGCAUAUAAACAUUUUAAGUCUGAUGGCAAAGAUCCAAAUGGUGAAGAAGAAGCGCGAUUAAGAAAAAAGCUAAUUGGAAUUAUGAGUACUUAUGGAUUAUUAGAACACUUUGAUGAUACAGAAAAUCCAGAAUUAUUGAAAAAACAUAAAGCUUUAAAUGAUGGUACCAAUUAUAUUGCCAGAAAUAUCUUCAAAGACAAAAGAUUAGAUAAAUUAUGGGUUAAAGCUGAAAUGGCAGGUUUUACUCAUGAAGAGCUACAAACUUUAAAAGAAGAAUUUCAACAUCAUCAGGAUAAAGUGGAUGAAUACAUGAAUCUUUUAAAAGAUGUUGAAAAUGGUGAUUCAGAAAUACACAAAAACAGUUUAUAUCAUAAACCAGAAUCUUGGAAUGAAAUAGAACAGAAAGAGGAAAUAUCCAAUAAUGUUCCUGGAAAAAAGCUAGAUUACUUAGAAAAAGCAACAUUGCUUAGAGAAAAACAUUUGGAACUUAGAAAUGGAUAUGAUCGAUUGGAUAGAUUAACUGCAAAAGGACCAAAUCAUAAAGAAUUCAUAGAACCUAAAGUGCAAGGUUUAUGGCGUGUUGUAUUAGAAUCUCAAUUUUCUCCAGAAGAACGAGCUUCAUUAAAAGAAGAAUUAUUACAUUAUGAAGGAAGAUUGCUCAAACUGCGUCAUUUACACACAGAAGCUGCUUUAGAAGCUGCACGACAAGGAAAACAGUAUGAUUUAGAGAACUCUACUAUGGAACAACAUAUCAAAAAACAUGCAAGAACUAUUCAAAAACUUCAUACAGAUCUUGAAGCAAAAAUUAUGCAAAGACAUUCUGAACUUUAAUAUAAUUAAUACUUAAUAAAUUUGCACAAAUGUUAUUUUUAUAA
Molecule: messenger RNA, 1269 nt
Organism: Apis mellifera (honey bee)
Lineage: Eukaryota; Metazoa; Arthropoda; Insecta; Hymenoptera; Apidae
Product: alpha-2-macroglobulin receptor-associated protein
Exons: 7
Coding region: 128-1225 (365 amino acids)
Biological process (GO): regulation of receptor-mediated endocytosis
Cellular component (GO): endomembrane system; endoplasmic reticulum
Molecular function (GO): heparin binding; receptor antagonist activity; low-density lipoprotein particle receptor binding
Source: RefSeq, a predicted model, not a curated record